CACCCCGCCACCACCACCUCAACCCCCCCCUUAGUCUCCCCCAGCCCUGGACACACGACGAGACCGCGGGACCGCUGUGUUUCCCGUUCGAACACGAGGAUUGAUCCAAUGUAUUAUUUACGACCGAAACUUCAGCAACUUAUCCACUGGAUAUGGCUCCCGGUUUGAGGAGUGGGCGGACGGGUCACCCCGACGUGGUGGGAGCCGGCGGAGCGGAACCCGGUGGGUGCUCGCCGCGGAGGACGGAUGCCGGAGGAGAGGGGAGGUGUUUGAGGACCAGGUGGCGGAGCAACGGAGCAGCGGGGAUGCUCGCGAACUGUCUGCUGUCUGUGGGAAUGCUUUUACUUGUUGUCCGGUGCGCUUUGGCCGCAGAGGAAAAACCCACCUAUGAUGCCUCUGGCUCCUCCUCUUUACCGAGCGACCCCGGAGUCACAGCUGCUCCUGCUCAUCCAUUGGCUGACCUGUCGGUGGCGGGGGAGGUGCCUUUCUCAGUCGUCCAUUCAGAUGGUGACUCAGAGUCUGAGGGUGAAGGCUUAUCUGGGCAGCCUGCCUUUUCUUCUGUCUUAACCGUCAUGGCAGGAACUGUCAAACAUCCGGUGAGCCUUGAUCAAAGUAGAACCUCACCGACUAUCACCAGGGUCGAGACACACACCACCCAAUGGCCUUCACAUAGUUCCAGCCUGGGCUCAGAGAUGUCCUCCUCAUCGUCUGCGGGAGACAGGAUCCUUCCCGCCAGCUCAGAGACAGGGACAGAUGAGUUAACCACUGGAACAUCCAGAGCAGUUGCGCUCACUUUCCCCAAAGAAAAAGUGGCCAGUCUAGCCCCCUCUCAAUCAGUCAGAAUUACCCUUUCUGCUGGGCCCACCGAGAGGACAUCUCAGGUAUCACCUCUGCCCCCUCGAGAGGACACCACAACAGCCUCUGUCAAGCUUACCACCACAACUGUAGCUUCAACCACCAAAACUAAAGACCCCACCACUACCACGCCUUUCCUAAGAGUCACCACCGGAACCACACAGUCUACCACGACUACCAUACCACAGCUCACACCUGUGACCAGGAGAACAACGACCACUACAACCGCCAGGUCUCAAACCAGCAGGAGAACAUUCACACCACCUGUCCCCAGAACGAGCCCUCCCAGGGGGACCAGCACAGUCUUUAUUUCGCCUUUUACCACCACCACAGAGGCUCCACCACAACAGUGCAACAUUACAGAGAGAUUAUGGGUGAAAACAGUUGUUUCCAUCUAUGUGAGAAGAAACAGACUGGACAGCAUACAGAGGCAGAACCUGCGAAGGGGACUAAGUCAGGGCCUCCGAAAAGCUCUGAAUGAUAGUUCAGCCCAGGCUCAGGUGGAGACAGUAUUUGGUUCUCCCAACAUGACAGUGGCUUAUCACGUGACUGGAGGGGACAUUGUUUACCCUCCCUCUGUUGUGCUGGAAGGCUUGGACUCCUAUGGUCGUGAUAAGCUGAUUGCAGACCUACGACAGUACCUCCCCAUGGUUACAGCCCUGCCCCUCCCAGUUGCAUCAUGGAGAUCCAGCCCAGCCACUGGCUUCCAGCUGAAAACAGUGCUGCAGUUUGUGGGAGCAGGUGAUGAUCCGCGGUCCUGUAGGUUCUCUCAAAUGAUGGAACAGAGGCUUGAGAAGGUGUUUGCUGAAGCGCAGGUCAAAGUGCUCAAAACAAACAGCAGACUCUCUGUUCAGAUGCUGAGUGUCUCCCAGGCAGUAGCAUCUCCUGCUGUGUCACUGGUCUACACUGUGAGGAAUGGGACUGUCUACCUUAAUGGCACCACUGCCUCAAACCUCCUUGGUCAGCUGUCAGCUGAGCUGGUGGGCUACUUCCUCUUCUAUCCACCACUUAUUAUUGCUGAGCCAAUGGAGUACCAUAAUCUGAACACCUCCAUUGCUACCAGAGACUUCUGGGUUAUUACAGUGAUCCAGGACGUGGAUAACGCCAGCCUGGAGGGACAGUACCAAAGCUUUGCCAGUCUAAUGGAGCAGCGGCUGGCAGAGCUGUUUGUGUUGGCAGGGCAGCAGGGCACUCGUUUCAGACGAGCCACUGCUGUAGGCAGCUACACUGUCCAGAUGGUGAGCAUCCGUAGGGUGUCAGGGCUAAAGAAUCCAGCAGAGAUGACCUACUACGUCCAACACAAUGGCAUUGCUUUAUCGGGCACGUCAGCUGCCAAGGUUCUGAACACAGUAGAUUCUCAGACCAUGGCGCUCACCCUGGGCUAUUUUGUCCAACUGCAAGCAGAACCUGUGGUCAAGAACCCUCCUAAUAACCUUUGGAUAAUCGCUGCAGUGUUGGCCCCCAUAGCCGUAGUAACACUCAUUAUCAUCAUCAUCACAGCUGUGCUAUGCAGGAAGAAUAAAAAUGACUUUAAAGCUGAUGCCAUCGGCAACCUCAACCCCAGAGCUAAGAUGGCGUAUCGGAGAGAUGUGGGCUAUUAUCACCAGCCAGUCCAGGGUUUUGACUAUGCCAAGCAGCACCUGGGCCAACAGGGAGGGGAUGAGGAGACGCUACCUGUCAGUCAGGAUACCUUAGUGAUGUCACUACAAAUUCGAGACACACCACUUUCACUAGAAAAGGCCCUGCAACAAGAUGGAACUGCCAACAAGAAAACCCUCACCACUGACAAACACAAAAGCAAGUUGCCGAGUGAGGACGGUUCCGUCAUCAGCAACGAAUCAGAGAAGCUGAAUUCCGGCAGGGGCUUGACAGUGCUGAAAGUCACAGCGCAGCAGAAACUGACAAAGGAGGAGACGCGCAAGAGGGACGAUCCAUAUGACACCUCCUCUGGCUCCCUGCAGCUCAUUUCCAUAAAACCCAUGGCAGCUCAGCCCAACUACUCACACCCUGCAUCCUCUGACCGCAGCCAGGACUCAGCCGUUGUCAACGGAGAGGUGAACUUGGCUCUGAAGCAGAAGUCAGACAUAGAGCACUACAGGAACAAGCUGAGGCUGAAGGCUAAGAGGAAGGGCUAUUAUGACUUUCCCUCCACCGACGGCAGCAGCAGUGGUCGGGCCCUGGCGCAGAGGCAGCGGCACGGCCAUGAGAGGGCAGCCGGUGAGCAUGGCAGACCACUGGAGCCUGAUGAUGAGCGAGGUUCCACUUAUGUCAAGUCUCACAGGAGGCACUCCCAAGUAGGGCAGACAGCGUAUCGCAGCAGACAGAGUCUGAGCAGUCCCAGUCCUGGAGGAACAGAGAUGGACCUCCUUGUUAUGAGGGAGAGACCCAGGAGAGGCAUUCGCAACAGCGGCUAUGAUACUGAGCCUGAGCUGAUUGAGGAGACGAAUGUUGACCGUCUAAUGGGGCCACGGGGAUACAUGUAUGGCCGGGGCUUGAAAGGCCACUCAGAGACAUCCACUCUGAGCUCACAGCCGUCCAUUGAUGAAGUGCGACAGCAGAUGCACCUGCUGCUGGAGGAGGCAUUUAGCCUGGCUUCAGGAGGCCAGUCCACAUCCGGAAGGCACUCCCAUCACCACCACCCAUCUCCUGACCACUACAGUCAUGCACCGCCUCCCCUCCCCUACGCAGAUGUGGUGACGAGCGCCCCUGGUACAAUGAAUGAUGGAAGGGGAGGCCUGCAGUGGGUACCAUCUUACGGGGCAGACGUGUAUCAGUGCAGCCUGCCCAAACCGGCCUUUCACUUCACCCAGCUCCCUGAGAUGGCCAUGGGUUCUCCUCCGCCUUUACCACCUCGCACUGGACCUCCUUCUGGGACCUCCUUAAGACGUUCCACUUCUGACUUGGGGCCUAAGGGAAGGAACUCAGAGACAUCUGUCACUGAAAUGCAGAGUCAACAUGACAACAACCCAUAUGGGCCAACUACUAGAGCAGCACUUCCAUCUAUCACUGCAGAGCAGCCUGUGUCCAACUACUCAGGAAACCCAAUAACAGCCGUCUACGCCAUCCCAGCCACCAGGUCCGGCUACUCAGAAUACUUUGUCUCCACACCACCCACCUCCUACCACAGUCCCUCUUGGAUGUCCUAUCCACCUGAACCUGAGGAUGUGCCACCACAGUGGACUGACUCUUUGCCCCUGCCUGGGUAUAUAGAGGCUUUUCCUCAUCCUCGCUAUCCACAGGGGAGCCCCACCAGACUGCCCCUGCAGUACAACCCGGCACUGGUGGAGCCGCCCACUGCCCCUAGCACAGCAUCCCAGCAAAGCCUGCCCCAGGUGGUGAAGGACAUGGACAGCAUGCCCCUUAGUAGCCUCUCCACCUCUGCGCUCGUGCAGGCCAUCCGGCAGGAGGUGGCCAAGCUGGCGAAGAAGCAGAACGAUGUGUUUGAGUUCUAGUUUUAAUUUUGCCCUCUUGUGUGCAGGUGCUCUGCACUGGUCUUCAAUAGGGGCACACGAAGGUGGUCCUCCUUCAGACUGAUUUUUGAUGUUUGUAUUGUAAAAACAGACUGAUCUUCUUUACCCACUGAUUAUCCACUGAUCGAUUUCCUUUCACACGCCACUGGUGUUUUGCAGACUGUUGACGUAAAGGAACAGAAAAGAUUAUGUUUUUUUUUUUAGAAAAAAAAUGCCAUCCUCUAUUGAUGUCCUUAAGUAAGUACAUGCAUCUCUUCUUUGUAGAUAUGUCAAUAGGAUACGCUAAAUAUGGAACAUGUAAUUUUUUCCGGGAGUAGACAUUUUUUCUGAAUCAGCAUCAAUUGAGAAGAGAGAAAAGUAGCAUUAUUGUCUGUACUGAGAGAACCAACUUCCUGUCAGAUAGUUAAGUAUAACCACAGUGUAUAUGAGCAUGUACAGUAUUAGGACAUCAUGUAUGUUAUCUCCUUUUAUAGACCAUCAACUUCAACAGGAUGUGCUACAUCAAUAUCAGGUCAUUCAAGCACCCAUGUCAUAUGAAAGUACCAUAUCCAUUUUUACAAAUUCUUUGUUUUUCACAUCCCAACACCAUAACAUUAACAACAAACACUGACUGUCCUUGAUUUGUUAAUAAUUUUUACAUUUACAUUGUAGUUCUUGUUAAUUAACAAAUGGACUAAAUACAGUAUAUAUAUGUAUCUGCCUUUUUAGUUAAACCCAAUUGAACAUUAAAUCUUAAGCGGUAUCUAUGAUGAUGAUGAUGAUGAUGAUGAUGAUGAUGAUGAUGAUGAUCAUGGUGAUGAUGAUGUAGCAAAUAGAUGGAAAUGUUUACCUUUAUGCAUCUGAAAUAGAGGAAAGCAUUUAUCAUUUAUUCUUAUAAUACUUGUUUGGGUGUUCACAAGUUACAUUGACAUGGUUGAUAAUUAUAGACAUUUUUUAACAGUAAUGGAUGGUUAUUAUAGUACUAUAAUACUGUUGCUAAAUACUUAAAAACAUGAACUUUGACUGAACUAUAUGUUGUUUGAAGAAAACAACAGAAACACUUUCAAAACCCCAAAAGGAAAAACCUUUAGGUUAAUUCAUAUUUGUAGCUGGAUGGACACAUACGAGUAACAGAUUAUACUAGAGCCCAGUGAUUUUAAGAUGCACGGAUCAUUUAAUGCACAUAAACCCCCAAAAUCUUUGUCACAAAACUAUUCUUUUUGCUGUUGGAAAUAGUGCCGCUGGUCCUUGAAUAAGAAAGAUGAGUUUGUUGUUGUUGUUGUUUACUGGCCUUAAGACAUCUUAAUGGUCUCAAUGGGUGCAUUUCAUGAAUAAAAUAAGUUCAUGUAAACUAUUGACCUAAUGAGAGGUCCUACAUCAGUACUCCUGUUCUAAGAAGUUUAAGUGCACAAACCCUGAUGUCUUUGUGUAACAUUGCGAAUGUCUGCCUGAGUGUGGACUCAGAUUUAGUGUACAGUACAAGAACUGUUUCAGAAGCAUGUUCAGUGUGAGUGUGGAACAUCUGUAACCCCUGAAAUCAUCCUGUUAGGGUGCAAAGUGCACAUUUACCCUCAAAAGCUAAUUUCAUAAUCAAUCAUUUAAUUUAAGAACUGCGGCUUCAAGUCAUCAAUCAUAAUUAUAUAGAGAGUACAUUAGUGUAUGGCAGAGCAACAUAACAAGCUUCCACCUACCACAUAAAAACAUCAUAAAUAUCAACAUGUAAAAAGCUUAUAUUUGGUUAAACAAAAUACUAAACAUAUAAAUACAAGGAAAGACUCCUGCUGACACGAUGUUAAGUACAAAGUAAAGUGUUGAGCAGAAUGCAGUUCUCUGACAAAGACGCACUAACACGUACACAUUAAGCGAAAGACCAAGCCUUCUGAUAGCUAAUGGAAUAAAGGAGACCCUUGCAUGCCAGAAUUAUUCUAACAGUGACAGAAUGAAGGAGGUCAACUCUUUAUUUAGUUUAAGGUUGGGAUAUUCAGGGAUCCAGCUAACCUUUUUGAUGACAUGCUUUAAUUAAUAUCUUGAGGCAGGCUUAUUUUAUCCGAAUACCUUAAUUUGCCAUUUUUAUCAGCCUUGUCAACCUAUUUUAUUUAGUCUGUUUUAAAAAUCAGACUAAGGCCACCAUACCAGGGCAGUGCACACAACAACACUAUUCAAUAAAACUCCUAUAAAACAAAAGUCAUUAAACCAUUGCACACAUGAAAGGAAUUCAACUCAUACUCAUAUUUUACUGUGGCAUGAAAGCCAUCAAUAGGUUAUAAUGAAUUCUUAAUGCAGGAUUGCUUGGGCAAUGGAAAGUGGAACUGACUGCAAAUGAGUGCAUGUAGGCCUAUAGCAGGGAUGCUGCAAUAUGUUUGCAUAAACAUUCAGAUGCUAUAGAUUGCCUACUCUAUAUGUUUUUGCAAACCUUGUGGAAUGCUUUGCAGAUUAUUAUAAUAAAUGCUGUCAUAGAAAGAUGCCAGCUGUGACAUAAGAAAGACAACUAUGAGUGAAAAUGCCUUUAAAACAUUAUUUCUUUUCGUGGAACAGUACUGUUGUUGUUGUUACAGCAGUCCCGGAUGAAUUUAACUUUUUUGCAUUCUGACCUUUGAGCAAACCUUCCCUCUCUUCUUUUAUACUCAUGCCUGUUGGUGUGCAAGUAGGUAUAAGGAAAUACUGUAUGUCUUAAACUCAGCAAGAACUUUGUUGUUACUUGUUUUCCCAUGAUUCCUUUUACCCAUUAUUCAGAGGAGCACUUAAUGUCUUAAGAACUGUACUAAAUACAGUGAAACCAUUUUUGUGUAUACCAGAAGUGAACACCUUUCCACAUUCUCAUGCUGGAAACUUAGCGAUAUUAAAUAAAAGGGUUUUGGGUGGUUUAUUGGUUUAGAAAAAUGAUGAGUAUUUAUUCUAUAAAAUGAAAUAUGAAGUGAGCUAAAUCUAUUAAAAAUCCAUGUCUUUUUGUC
Dicentrarchus labrax (European seabass) is the source of this 7255-nucleotide messenger RNA. Its product is annotated as KIAA1549-like b. The record is from RefSeq and is a predicted model, not a curated record. The coding region runs from base 153 to 4307 and encodes 1384 amino acids. Lineage: Eukaryota; Metazoa; Chordata; Actinopteri; Moronidae. The transcript has 22 exons.